Molecule: messenger RNA, 862 nt
Organism: Humulus lupulus (European hop)
Lineage: Eukaryota; Viridiplantae; Streptophyta; Magnoliopsida; Rosales; Cannabaceae
Exons: 4
Coding region: 77-616 (179 amino acids)
Source: RefSeq, a predicted model, not a curated record
CAACAAGUGAAACGACAGGUAGAAAUAAGUGAAUUAAAAAUAUGUAUAUGGUUGUCUUCCGUUCCGUGUAUUAGCAAUGUCCCGUGAUGAGAAGCGACGCAAGUUCCAUGAGGCCGUCCUUAACAUGCUAUAUCCUCUUCCUCCGCAACAACCAAAAGAUGAGAACUCGGCAUUGGUGAACAAUUUCAGUGAAGGUUUUGAUCCAGAUCUUGUUACAGAUGAUUUUGGUGAGACUAGUUCGAACGCUUCCUCUAGCGACGACGACGAUGAUGGCGAAAGCGGAUCUCAGAAGCUUACCAGAGCUCAGCGGAAGAGGCUUAGGAAAAAGAAUCUGAAGAUUGAUGCUUCUCGCCGUGGCCAAAUCGUUGGGCCCCUUUUACCUCCUCCAGGACCAGCUGCGAAUAAAGAGAAUUUUGGAGUUGAAAAUCAGUCUUCACCAAGUGUUCGACGAAAUGCUUCUGAGGAACCUGCCUCUAAAACAGACGAAAAGCCUGGGUCAGGAGAGGCAGGUACUUUGAUCAAGAGCAAAGUGAAGCAAAGGAGGAUGGCAAAGAAGCUGGCCAAAGAAAGCUUGGUAGCCUCUCAUCAAAAUGAGAACUGCAACCGAGAUCAGUAGAACUAAUCCUCAAGUUAAGUUGUUGUGAAUGGAGAAAAGACCUCCAUUUUAUGUUAAGAGUGUUCGUUGUUCCGGUUCAUGAGGAACAUUUUUUUUUCUUUGGUUUAUGCGUUAUAAAAUAGAGUAGCUGCAAACUGUAUUUUUAUGUUAUGUGAUUCUACAAGUUUGUCUACAUUCACAGAGAGAAAUAAUGAUUUCCACAAUUGUAAUUGGCCUCACAAAUAAUCUUUCCACAAUUGCAGAGGA